UUCUCCGACGCGCCACCAUGACGCACAUCGUUCCGCUUCUCACACUCAUUUUAACAUCAUCCCUCCUGAGCUGGACGGCUGCAGAAGACUCCAUUCUCUGCACCUGGACUAAAGUUUUGCCUAAUAAAGAAGUGCAUUACAGUUUUCUCCGGGGCGACCCCCGGCAGACCUCUCCAUCUCCAUCUCUGCGGCUCUAUCACAGCGCUUGGUCCGGGGAGCGCGCUCUGCUCAGCUGCACUUGGAGCGACGACGCAGCUGUGAUCCAGAACUAUUUCUCUCUGUGCCGGGAGCGCACGCACGAGUUCUCCGAUCAUCCAAAUGAAAGUCUCGAUGUGUACUCCAUGUUGGAGUCAGAGGAGCAGUGCGUCUCUUUGUCUUCUCAAGGGGUCUCAAGGAAGAGGCCAGUGAGGAGCGUUGGUGGACAUCAAGGUCAAGCUGAAAGGUCAGAGGUCAGGACCCAUCAGCGUGUAAAGCGCGGUUUCAUUGUACCAGGGACUCUGUGGUGCGGCUCUGGCAACAAGGCACCAUCAUAUGAAGAUUUGGGAGUUUUCACAGACACCGACAGCUGUUGUCGUGAACACGACCAGUGCAAAGACACCAUCCUGUCCUUUCACUCCAAGUUUGGUGUCUUCAACAGAAACAUCUUCACCAUGUCUCACUGUGACUGUGACAACAAGUUUCACAGUUGUCUGAUGGAGGGGAAUGACAGCAUAUCUGAUGUAGUGGGAUAUACCUUCUUUAACCUGCUGAAGAUGCACUGCUUUGAGUUAUCCCUCCGACUCCAGUGUACAGAGAGAAACUGGUUUGGAAUGUGUAAAGAAACUAAAAUGGCGCUCUAUGCUGAGGUGCAUCCACCCACUCUGUACGAGUCUCCCAAUCCAACAGAAGUCAGCAUGAACGGCUCCAUCAUAAACACCACCAUACCCACAGAGCUGCUGGGGAGCAGUAUGUCUGACUCCAUCGCUGCUGCAGCAUCCACAGUCCCUACACCUUUAACGAGUUCUGCCUCCAUCACCCCUGUUACCAACACCUCCACCUCAGAGGGACCAACAUCUGAGAGGAGGGACGAUCUGAAGAACACUUUACCGACCAAAAAACAAACUCCGUCUGAGCUGGACAUCACAGAGGCGCAGCUGUCAUGUGCCGUCUACAAGGAUCUCGAUGAGUGCAGGAACAAGAUCCUUCCCCAGCGGAAGAGAUACGGCCUCCACAAUCCCGAGGCCAGGACGCUCUACCACUGCAACUGCACCACAAGAUUAUUCCAGACUUUAGCUAAACAGAGGCAACUGACCGAAGUACAGGCUCUUCUGCUCGGACAUGUGUCUCAAUCCUGCUUCCUGCUACAGGACUGCACAGCAGAGAACAUCUGUACAGCAGUUCUGGUGAAAGCAGAGCUUCCGCAGCUGGACCAGAGGAGCAGAGCGGACAUGGAGGAGCAGCACCAUCUACAGGCAAUCAAACUGAAGGUUAGGAGGCCAAACGUGAGGAGAGCUAAGAGGAAAGACAGAGCGGUCAGGCUUCACAAACUGUGUCUCAGGAUGGUCCGGCCCAAACGCAGCCAGAACAAGAGCAGAACACGCGGUCAGGGCGCACAUCGACCAGCUGCAGGAGACCGAGAGCUCGUCUCAGUGUGAAUAUUAUGAAGAGUCAAAGUGUUCACUAUUACAUAGAUAAAUACAUUAUGACCUUCAUCCACAAUAUUUCAAGGGAUAAUAUGUUAAUGUGAGAACACUUACAGUAUCUCCAACAAGAAUUUAAAAUAGAAAACAUAGUAACAGACUUUGGAAUAAAAGGUUGUAAUAAAAAUGAAUUUCUAGACUUUACAUGUUUAUAUAACGUGUUUUUAUCUGCGUCAUAAGAUUAUUUAAUAUUGAACACUCUGGGUUCCCAUUAAAUAUUGUAAUAUUACGUAUUCAUAUUGUCUACAUCCGUUUUGACCAAUUUGUUGGAACAAAUGUACCCACUUUUUUUGGGAUUUAAAAAAAAGAGAACUUUUCCUCAAGUAUAACAAACCCCUUUCAUGUAGAUGUAGAAGUAACAGCCCAGGUAUAUGUUCUUACAGGUGUGCUAGUUAGAGAGUGCUGCUACUAUGCAUUCACUCACUGGAAUACAAUCCUGGGACACUUAAAACAACUGAGGAUCCAUUUAAGUGCUUUUUUGUUAGCAUGGCUGAAGGGAUGUCUGUCUGUGUGACGGAAAUAUCUCAACAACCAUUGGAUGAGUUGCCAUACAAGUGUGUAAUGACAUUCAUUAGCCUCAGCUUUACUUUGUAUUAAUUGCUAUUUGUUGCUAACACGGUUAAACUAAAUGGUGAACAUGGUAAAUACUAUCUGCGAAACAUCGUGUUAGCUUUGUCAUUGUUUGCAUGUUGACAUUUAUCGCAUGGCUCUGCUACAUGGCAAAAUGUCUGCCAUGAAAAGGGUCGAUUGAGUCUGAUAUUAGUGGAACUUUUCCUGAUUUAAAAGGAGGUCAUAGCUUUUUAUGCACCACUAGAUCAAUAGUUUCCGCUGAUUAAAGCCCUGUAAGUCACUGUUAUUGAGGUUUCAACUAUUUGUAAAUAUUUGUACUGUACUGUAUGAGUUGUAUAUAGAUGCACAUUGUGUUAUGAGCUAAACUGUCUGUAAAUCACAUGGUGAAAUAGUUGUUUUAUGAUGUUGGAAGGAAAUGUAUGACUGAUUACAUUUAAAGGAAUAGUUUGACAUUUUGGGAUUUUGAUUUCUUGUUUAUAAAAAAAAACCAUACUUGCACCUUUAAAGCGUAAAAGUGUAAACAAAUACAAUUGCUAUAAGCGAUUAAAAAAAAGAAUCAUUACUUAAAAGAGUCACGCUAGCUGUUUCCCCCUGUUUCCAGUCUUUAUGCUAAGCUAAGCUAAACCUGAAUCUCAUAUUUCACAGACAAACAGUGGUGUCAUAUCUUUCCACCGAACAAAGUGAAUAUAUCUCCAAAAUGAAAUUUUACGCAAUAUUUGCUUUCUGACAAUUAGACUUUAAAUGUUACAUGUGUUUAAUUAUUUAUUGUUUUGUUAUUUUUGGUCUAGUAAAAAGUU
Molecule: messenger RNA, 3046 nt
Organism: Cottoperca gobio
Lineage: Eukaryota; Metazoa; Chordata; Actinopteri; Perciformes; Bovichtidae
Gene: pla2g3
Product: phospholipase A2 group III
Exons: 7
Coding region: 18-1634 (538 amino acids)
Biological process (GO): phospholipid metabolic process; arachidonate secretion
Molecular function (GO): A2-type glycerophospholipase activity
Source: RefSeq, a predicted model, not a curated record